Drosophila serrata is the source of this 1079-nucleotide messenger RNA. RefSeq names its product nuclear transport factor-2 (gene Ntf-2). The record is from RefSeq and is a predicted model, not a curated record. NCBI's taxonomy places the organism in Eukaryota, Metazoa, Arthropoda, Insecta, Diptera, Drosophilidae. Gene Ontology annotation, biological process: nucleocytoplasmic transport.
UGCCAGCACUAGCAUGCAAUUGUGUGCGCACAACUUGUUAUUUUAUUAAAUAAUCCAAUCCGCCCGACGCGAUCGGUUUCUGAGCUGGCCCCCAUUGUACCGAGACCCGAGUGUAGCAAAUAACGGCGCAGAGAUGUCUCUGAAUCUACAGUACGAGGAUAUUGGCAAGGGAUUUGUACAACAAUAUUAUUCGAUAUUCGAUGACCCGGCGAAUCGGGCGAACGUGGUGAACUUUUACAGCGCCACCGAUUCCUUCAUGACAUUUGAAGGCCAUCAAAUACAGGGAGCACCCAAGAUACUCGAGAAGGUUCAGAGCUUGAGCUUUCAAAAGAUCAACCGUGUAAUAACCACUGUGGAUUCGCAGCCAACCUUUGACGGUGGUGUGAUUAUAAAUGUUCUUGGUCGAUUGCAGUGCGACGAUGAUCCACCACAUGCCUUCUCUCAGCUGUUCGUGCUGAAGGCCAAUGCCGGCACCUUCUUUGUGGCCCACGACAUCUUCCGACUUAAUAUCCACAAUUCUGCCUAAGGGGCACACCACACCAACACACACACACUCUGCUGAACAAAAAUCUAUGAUAUAUAUUCACAACGCAAAACUGCAACACUCAACCACACACACCCAAAGAUGGAGCAAAUGACGAAGCUGUAACAACUGGCUUCCAGGCGACUCAAUAAGCAGAAAGUGUUCUCACGUUUAUCAACAGUGGAAAACUAAACAAAACAAAACAUAAAGAAAGAAAAAAAACAACAAAAACACACACAAUAAACAAAAAUUAAAUGCUAACUAUUAUUACGAUGUAAACAAAAUGAGCGACGAGCUCGGAAUUUACCUUUAUUUGUUUGUUUUCUCUUACCCCAGUUUUGUGUCGUCGUCGUCCCCUUACCCCGGUACUCUGGAUUUGUGGGGAUUUCGACAACAUAUUUAGCUAGAAUUAUGAAUUAUUAUGAAAUUUGAAAUGGAAUGGAAUGUGUGUGGUAUGUUCUGUGAGUGCUCAAGUUUGUAGCAAGAAAUGUUUUCGUUAUGUUUUUUGUAUUUUUCUGCACACAUCAAAAUACAUUAUAGUAAUUCAACGAAAUAA